Punctularia strigosozonata HHB-11173 SS5 is the source of this 1613-nucleotide messenger RNA. Its product is annotated as cysteine desulfurase NFS1. Gene Ontology annotation, molecular function: cysteine desulfurase activity; pyridoxal phosphate binding. Gene Ontology annotation, biological process: [2Fe-2S] cluster assembly. NCBI's taxonomy places the organism in Eukaryota, Fungi, Basidiomycota, Agaricomycetes, Corticiales, Punctulariaceae. The coding region runs from base 47 to 1489 and encodes 480 amino acids. The transcript is spliced from 8 exons. Gene Ontology annotation, cellular component: nucleus; cytosol; mitochondrion. The record is from RefSeq and is a predicted model, not a curated record.
GCGAGGGGUAUCUGAUAACUCUUCUUGUUCCCCUACAUCUGCCGCCAUGUUGUCCAGCGUAUCGCGCAGCACGUUUGGGAGGACUAGUAUCCGUACGGCAGCCAGGCGGGCGGCUGCGAAGGAGGCUCGCCGGUCAUUCGUUCAGCCCUCCAACGCGGACCGCGCGAGUGUUGUCGACGUACCGUCCAUUUACCAGGACGACAAUCUUUUCUCACCGCGUCCUGACAUGCUCGGGUUCAAGUUAGAGCUACCUCAACGCGAAGGAUCGGCAACUGAUAAAACUCGUCCCAUCUACUUGGACAUGCAAGCUACUACCCCUGUGGACCCCCGCGUGCUCGACGCGAUGCUCCCCUACUUGACGGAUCAAUACGGGAAUCCUCAUAGUAGGACACAUGCCUAUGGUUGGGAGGCUGAAAAGGGUGUGGAGGAGGCUCGAAAGAACGUUGCGGAUAUCAUUGGCGCGGAUCCUAAAGAUAUCGUCUUCACAUCCGGAGCGACGGAGUCUAACAACAUGAUCAUCAAAGGUGUUGCAAGGUUCCAUAAAGAGAAAAAGCGGCAUAUCAUCACGACGCAGACUGAACACAAAUGUGUAUUGGAUUCCUGUCGUAAACUGCAAGAAGAGGGUUUCGAAGUCACCUAUCUUCCUGUCCAGCGCAACGGCGUCAUUGAUCUCAACGAGUUGGAUGCUGCGAUCCGCCCAGACACGUCCCUCGUCUCCAUAAUGACCGUGAAUAACGAGACGGGCGUCAUCCAGCCUAUGAAGGAGAUUGGUCAAAUCGUGCGGAAGCAUCGUGGAGUGUACCUGCACACGGAUGCCGCGCAGGCGGUCGGCAAAAUACCGGUGGACGUGAACGAGAUGAACGUCGACCUCAUGAGCAUCUCCGGUCACAAGAUCUACGGCCCCAAAGGCGUUGGAGCAGCUUAUGUGCGACGCCGCCCGAGGGUGAGGUUGGAGCCUAUCUUGAGCGGCGGUGGACAGGAGCGUGGCUUACGGAGUGGUACGCUACCUACGGCGUUGAUCGUGGGUAUUGGCGCAGCGGCAAAAAUUGCAAGACAAGAGAUGGCGCGCGACCACGCACGCAUAUCGGAAUUGUCAGAACGCUUGGUCAACAGUAUCAACUCACAAGUAGAGCACGUGGUGCGCAAUGGAGACGCUAAGGGAUAUCCAGGCUGCGUCAACCUUAGCUUUGCCUACGUUGAAGGCGAGAGCUUGCUCAUGGCACUGAAGGAUGUGGCAUUGUCAUCCGGCAGUGCGUGCACAUCCGCGUCUCUGGAGCCGUCAUAUGUUCUCCGUGCCUUGGGAGCCGCGGAAGACAUGGCGCACUCGUCUCUGCGCUUCGGCCUUGGCCGCUUUACCACUGAGGCUGAGGUCGACUACGUCGUCAACAAAAUCGUCGCAACCGUUAACAAGCUACGCGAGAUGAGUCCACUCUGGGAGAUGGUGCAAGAAGGUAUUGACAUCAGCACCAUUGAUUGGUCCCAGCAUUAGGCAAUUUCUUCGCUGUCUGAUUCUACGUCCUCAUUAUUGCAUUGCCCUAUAACGUGAUCCGCUGCAUACUUAUGUACAUAGUACUGGUCCUCCUGGUCCCUAAUCCAUUGACUCUGUGGUUCUG